AUUGUAAAGGAGCAAAAUAAUAUUAUAAGUGAUGCUAAAUCUAGUGCUAUCAUUGAAAAAGAUCAAAUUGAAGUAAUUGUGGACGAUCAAAGAAAAAUAUCACCUAUUAUUAAUACUACUGACGUAUUUGAAUCUAUCUGUUUGGAUACUACUAAAGUCCAUAAUAAUUAUGAAAUGGCUACAAAAUCUAUCUAUAAAUGGUUUAUUUGCUUGAUUGAAAAGUUAAAUAUUAUGAUUGAAGAUGGUGAUUGUGUCAGUCACAUCGAUGAAUUUAUUAUUAGAGAAGGAGUUCAGCUUCGAGCUAUCAUUGAUAAAUAUGAACAUGAAUUAACUAGUUUUAUAUCUACGGAUAUUAUCAUAUCGAAAUAUUAUAACUGGAACUCGUUUUAUUAUAGACUUCAUAAUGCUGUUACAUCUCAAAUUGAUUUAAUCAAGACAUCUAUAACUAAAUCUUUUGCAGAAGACAAUAAAUCUAUUAACAAAAUCGAUGUCUGUUUGGCAAAAGACAGAUUUGAAAAAAUUGUGGAUUCUGAAUUAACAGUAGUCAAGGAGCAUAUUUAUGAAUUUGAAGAAUCAAUCUCCUCUAAGGCUCAAAAAGAUCUUAUUUACAAAGAACUUGUUUAUGAAUCGAUUGAAACGGCUCAAGAAGAAAUAAAAAAGUCCUUUUCUCACGCUAUUAGUAUAACGCAGAAAAAAUUUUCAUCUUGGUUUAUUAUUUUCUUCAAAAAAAUCCGAAAUAUUAAUAUUGAAUCAUUCAACAAUGAUGAUAAUGCAUAUAAGGAGAUUGAAAUAAUCAUUAACACUGCAAUUACUGAAGUAGAUACUAUUAUCAAGGAAUCUAAAUCAUUAUUUAAUUUCAAAUAUGCGAUCUCUGGAGAUUUAUACACUAAGAUUGCCAAAAAUGUUGAAAACUCUCAAAAACAAGCAUUUACCUCUUUGGAUAUUAUUUAUACCCUUGUUACUGAGCAAAUAUUCUCUAUAAAAGAAGCUUUUUUGACAGCUGACGCUAAAAUAAUAGAAGAAAAUGGUAAAGCUAUUACCUGGGUAAAGAAUGAUCAGAUUUUAGAUGAUUUUAAGGACGUCAAGAUAGUUGCAUUCGAUUUGAUAGAUACCGUAGUUAAUUAUCGUUCUACUAUUUCUAAGGCUUGGUAUAAACUUGCUAAUACGAAGAAAAAUGCCUGUAGCUUAACUCAUAUUGAUGUUGAUUCUCUAAUUAUUCGAUGGUACUAUCUUUAUCUUGAACAACGAUUAAGGGCUAUACACUCUGAAAUGGAUAUUACUAUUCUUAUUGCUGCAUUAAAAAUAGUUUUAUCUGAAUUCUCAAUUGAAUCAUCUUUUAAUGAAUCUGACUUCAAGACUCUUUCUUCUGCAUGGUUUAACUUAGAACUCUUUGAAGAUGCUUCUUCUAGUAUUCGAAAGAUUAAACAACUUGAUGGUAUAUAUGUUAUCGCGAUUUCUCAUUCUUUUACUAUCAGUACUCUAAUGAGCCUUGCUCGUAGUGGUUGCCUUUGCUGGCACGCACAGUUUACAGCUGACAUGUUUGCAGCAUGUGCAAUCCGCAAUUGCACAAGUCCAGAGGAGUCUGUAAUUUCAAACACUGCUAUGCUUCUUGGAUUGAAAAAAGCAAAUGAACUUGCUAUUAUCUCUUCCAAUCCUGAUAUUCUUAAAGCUGCUAAAGCCUAUGGUUCAAAGGCUGUCUUCCUUAGCCGCUUUGAAGAUGUUAAAAAGAAAAUCAUACUUUUGAUGUAAAUUUUGACAAUUUAGAUGUCUUCGCCGAAAGCUUUGAAACAUUUUAUAAACGCAAGUCCAUCUCUACUCACGCUAAAGUUCCUGUUGCUUCUCACUCAUGGUUCCAAAAAAUAG
Molecule: messenger RNA, 1863 nt
Organism: Cokeromyces recurvatus
Lineage: Eukaryota; Fungi; Mucoromycota; Mucoromycetes; Mucorales; Mucoraceae
Exons: 3
Coding region: 175-1749 (524 amino acids)
Source: RefSeq, a predicted model, not a curated record